CAUACGUGCAGAAAAUGGUGAAGGUGUGCAAUGACUCUGACCGGUGGAGUCUGAUAUCUCUGUCCAACAACAGCGGCAAAAACGUGGAACUGAAAUUUGUGGAUUCUCUCCGGAGGCAGUUUGAGUUCAGCGUGGAUUCCUUCCAAAUCAAGCUGGACUCCCUGCUCCUCUUUUACGAGUGUUCCGAGAACCCGAUGACGGAGACCUUCCACCCCACCGUCAUCGGGGAGAGCGUCUAUGGCGACUUCCAGGAGGCCUUUGACCACCUGUGCCACAAGAUCAUCGCCACCAGGAACCCCGAGGAGAUCCGGGGAGGGGGCCUGCUCAAGUACUGCAACCUCCUGGUGAGGGGCUUCCGGCCAGCCUCCGGCGAGAUCAAGACCCUGCAGCGGUACAUGUGCUCCAGGUUUUUCAUCGACUUCUCAGACAUCGGUGAGCAGCAGCGGAAGCUGGAGUCCUACCUUCAGAACCACUUCGUGGGCCUGGAAGACCGCAAGUACGAGUAUCUCAUGACCCUCCACGGCGUGGUGAACGAGAGCACCGUGUGCUUGAUGGGACACGAACGACGGCAGACCUUGAACCUCAUCACCAUGCUGGCCAUCCGGGUGCUGGCCGACCAGAACGUCAUCCCCAACGUGGCCAAUGUCACCUGCUAUUACCAGCCAGCCCCCUACGUCGCCGAUGCCAACUUCAGCAACUACUACAUCGCCCAGGUGCAGCCCGUCUUCACGUGCCAGCAACAGACCUACUCCACCUGGCUGCCCUGCAAUUGAGACUCCCCUGAAAAUGUCCUGCGGGGGAAGCCGUUUCAGACAAGCAUAGCCUUUUCAGUGCUGAGAAAGCAUCUCCGUGUAGUAUUUUGUUAAAAGGAAUGGCUUUCAAACAAAGCAAACGGUGAAGUACAAAGUGGGAAGAUGGCGAGUUGACUUGGCCGAGACCUGCUGCAAAGCCUUUCAGAAUGGAGGAGGCUCUGCCCACUGGCUGUCUCUCCUUCCAACCUCUCUACAACUGUUGCCUGCUCCGAGGCGUCCUGUUGCAGCCCACUGCACCUUGGGUCACUUUUCUGAAAUUUUGACUGUAGACUGUGUCACAGGCAGAAAAGGAGCUGAUGGAAAAUGGGACUCUUACAAACUGACAUGUUUGAAUCAGUGCUAGAGGGAACAGAUUGUGAAUUUUGUUUACAGCAUCCAAUAUUUGGAUUUUUUUUUUUUUUGUAAAUAAAAAGAAGUUAUUUUUUUCUAUUGA
This is a messenger RNA of Carlito syrichta (Philippine tarsier), 1245 nucleotides long. RefSeq names its product family with sequence similarity 46 member A (gene TENT5A). Bases 15 to 773 code for a protein of 252 amino acids. Lineage: Eukaryota; Metazoa; Chordata; Mammalia; Primates; Tarsiidae. The record is from RefSeq and is a predicted model, not a curated record. Gene Ontology annotation, molecular function: RNA binding; poly(A) RNA polymerase activity. Gene Ontology annotation, biological process: mRNA stabilization. The transcript has 2 exons.